Messenger RNA from Durio zibethinus, 1703 nucleotides. RefSeq names its product homeobox-leucine zipper protein HAT5-like. Lineage: Eukaryota; Viridiplantae; Streptophyta; Magnoliopsida; Malvales; Malvaceae. Gene Ontology annotation, molecular function: DNA-binding transcription factor activity, RNA polymerase II-specific; sequence-specific DNA binding. Gene Ontology annotation, cellular component: nucleus. Gene Ontology annotation, biological process: positive regulation of DNA-templated transcription. The record is from RefSeq and is a predicted model, not a curated record.
UUCAAAUCAAACGGUCAAAAUCUAUCCAACAACAACUCCACCUCCUGGGCAAGUUGGUGCAUCCCACCCUAGUCCCCACUAGGCCACUGACUAGGUCAUAAAAAUACCAUUACACCCUUCUUUUGAAAUAGAAAACAUCAUUUUCCAAGGGUAUUUUCGUUCUUUGACACACCAAACUCAGUAUAAAUAAUCGUAACCUUCCUCUCGACGAACCUUUAGCUACAAAAACCAUUUACUAGCGACACUUAGGGCGACAAAUAAUUCUUUCUCUUUCUUUUUUCUUCUUCCUUUCUUCGUUGCCAAAGCUUCUUCCAAACCAAAACUCCAUCAGAAAACUAGGUUUUGAGUCUCAAUUUUUCUUGCGAUGAUGGAAAAUUAGAUUUCCUUCGUCGCUAAAAAAUCGCGUCUAUUAGAUUUUUCAUUUUUACAGGCUUUUUUCUUUCACUCGGUUUAGUGUGAUGGGAUUUUGUAUUUGUCCCUUGGAGACUCCGGCAAGGUUGCUGUGGACUACAAGUUUUUUUCGCCAUAAGCUUAUGAUCUUUUAACUUAUACAAAACAAAACGCAGAAAUUUUCUGUGUAAAAAUCUCCCUUGUUUCUUAAGUUACAAAAUCUCUUGUGUCUGUUUACUGACCAAAUAUCGUCACCGAAAAGUUUGGACACAAAUUUUACAUACAUACACGUAUAGAUACAGUGAGAAGAGAAGGUACAGAAAAGAUGGAGCCUGGCCGUCUUUUCUUCAAUCCUUCAACACGCCACAGCAACAUGUUGUUCCUCGGAAACAGUGAACCCAUAUUUCGAGGGGCAAGAACGAUGAUUAGCAUGGAAGAUACCUCUAAAAGGCGACUCUACUUCAGCUCGCCGGAGGACUUUUACGAUGAAGAGUACUACGACGAGCAGUUGCCGGAGAAAAAGCGUCGCCUGACGUUGGAGCAGGUGCAUCUGCUAGAGAAGAGCUUUGAGGCAGAAAACAAGCUGGAGCCAGAGAGAAAAACCCAGUUGGCUAAGAAGCUAGGGCUGGAGCCAAGGCAGGUGGCUGUGUGGUUCCAGAACCGCCGGGCUAGGUGGAAGACAAAGCAGCUUGAAAGGGAGUAUGAUGACCUUAAAUCUUCUUAUGAUUCCCUUCAAUCAAAUUAUGACUCUAUUGUGAAGGCGAAUGAGAAGCUGAAAUCUGAGGUAGCUUCCUUGACUGAAAAACUACAGGCCAGAGAUGGGGCAAGAGAAGCAAUAAGAGGUCAAAAGGAUGAACUCCUCCCAGCUGAGCUGUUUUCCUCCUUCCAAUUCAGUGUGAAGGUUGAGGACGGUCAGAGUACCGGCAGUGCUGGGAGUGCGGUGGUGGAUGAGGAUGCUCCACAGCUUGUGGACAGCGGUGAUUCAUACUUUACAAAUGAUGAAUACCCCGGAUGCGUUGGCCCGAUCGAUGAUGAUGGCAGUGAUGAUGGUCGGAGUUUCUUCUCCAAUGUGUUCACAGCCAGUGAGCAGCAGCAUGAGGAGACAAUAGGAUGGUGGGUCUGGUCCUAAAGGAUCCUUUCAAUAAUAUCUGCACUGCUUUUAUGGUAUGUCAUGCUUUUAAGACAACAAGAAAUUACAAUGCGUUAUCAGGAAAACCAUUAAAAAAAAAAAACCAAAGAGUGAUGUCAGAAGUCAAAGUGUGUUGGGUGAAGUUAAUGAAUAAAAUUGUCUAAAGUUUGUUUUAAGUUUUAAG